This is a messenger RNA of Linum trigynum, 5260 nucleotides long. NCBI's taxonomy places the organism in Eukaryota, Viridiplantae, Streptophyta, Magnoliopsida, Malpighiales, Linaceae. The record is from the annotation of a GenBank genome assembly.
CCGUGCCAUCCCUAGGAGUGAGUUCCUCAAAGCCGAUUUUGGGAAUGAGGGAUUGGAGUAAUAAGUGGGUUGAGAAAAUUAUGGGCCCAAAGCCCAAUUUUUUACAGGCCCAUAUUUAAUGAGCGAACACUUCAUCCUUGCCAACAAGGCUCGGAAAACGAUGGGCCCAACCAAGACUGUGAAGCAGUAAAAGAAGCUUCGUAGAUACGGCAGAAUUACUGUUCGCUGGCCCCGUUUUCGGAGCUCCGACAAUGAGGAGGAUUAGGGUUCCGAGAGUGAAGGAAGUUGAGAGCGUUAACAGCGGACGAUCAAUUCAACAUCGAAGAAGCCGACUUGGCCGUCUUUCAGAGAACCAGUGUCGCACAAGCAGGCCGCCGGAAAUUGUUUGUCGGGGCGAGGAACGAUAGGGUGAGUAACAUCGCCGGGAAAUUUCAGACGGUGGUCAGUGAUUUGCUGCGAUCUCUGUUCAGCUGUUCUUUCCAAGUGUCCGCCAUGCCAGCAAAUAACGCCAAUGCGCCCGUUCAUCCACCAUGGCCCCUCAAACAUGAAAUGCAUGAAUCAAAUCUAUUCAGCUGUUCUUCCAAGUGUCCGCCAUGCCACCAAUUCGUCCGUUCACCCACCAUGGCCUCUCAAACAUGAAUUGCCCGAAUCAAGAAACGGUCCGUUCUGCCGCAUGUUCUUCCAGUUUACAUCAGGGAAUAGCCUAUUGAGACUUGCUAUAAAUAACUGACCUUUUGUUUCACCUGUUCUCCAUCAGGUAAACCUAUAAAUCGCCGCUGCUGCAUUGCUUUCCCACAUCAAUCUAAGCUAUAUUCCAGGUUUUGCCCAUUUACCCUGUCUUGUAAUAUGUUCAUAUGCUGUUAUUUCAUUUGUGCUGACUUUAUAGUUCAUCUAUAUCUUCAGAAGACGUGUUCUGGCAAGUGCUGGGAAUGGAGCUUGGAGUUUCUCUUGCUGCCCCCAGUGUUCAAGAGCUGGCUAGGAGCUUGAAGGACAUACCAACUAGGUAUGUACGUCCUGAACUCGAGCUGGAUCCAGUUUCUAAAGAUGAGUCUGUUCAAGUUCCAGUGAUCGACGUGAGCAAGCUGGUUGGCGGUCGUGAUGAUGAAGAAGAUGAAUUGGCUAAGCUUCAUGCGGCUUGUAGAGAUUGGGGAUUCUUCCAGGUGAUCAACCAUGGAGUUGCGGAUGAAGUGAUUCUGAAAAUGAAGGCGGAUGUUCAAGAGUUCUUUAGCCUGCCUCUGCAGGAGAAAAUGGAAUAUGCACCACUACCUGAUGACAUCCAAGGAUAUGCCCCAUCCCACGUGGUAUCAGAAGGGCGAAAGCUAGAUUGGAGUGACUUUCUCUACAUUGUUGCACAACCUCGAGAUGGAAGAAACAUGAGGUUUUGGCCAAGAGUUCCCUCUUCUUUUAGGGAAACUCUGAACCAGUAUUCAACAGAGCUGGAAAAGCUGAAGAGUGCCUUGCUGAGUUCUAUGGCAAGGAAUCUGGGAGUCGAGCCAGAAAAGCUGCUAACUUUGUUUGAAGGUGGUCGUCAAGGUGUAAGGACAAACUAUUAUCCACCAUGUAAGCAAGCAAACAAGGUUCUUGGUAGCUCCCCGCAUUCUGACGCAGCUGGAUUGACAUUAUUGACUCAAGUGAAUGAAGUAAAAGGCUUACAAAUCAAGAGAAACGGGAAAUGGAUUUCCAUUGAUCCAAUUCAAGGUGCUUUCAUCGUUAAUGUUGGCGACAUUAUUGAGAUCAUGAGCAAUGGAGAAUACAAGAGCAUAGAGCAUAGGGCAGUAGUGAACCCUGAAAAGGUGAGGCUGUCCAUUGCAGCUUUCCACAACCCAAACUCCAAUGCUAUGAUUGGACCUUUGCCAGACAUUCUCGGUAAGGAUGGGAAGAAGCAAGCACCAAAGUACAAAUCCAUAUCGUACCAGGAAUUUAUGAUGCUUAGGGAAGACCCUAAAGCCGAUGGCAAAGAGAAAAGCCCCGCUCAUCAGAUGAAGUUACAAACCAACGAUGCACAGUGAAUUGAAGCCCCUCCAUAGUCGAAAAGUAGCUGUGUAGUGUCAAAUUACUGCAAAUGGAACCUUGUUGUUUCAGAUUGAGAAUAACCAUUAGUAGUCAGGAUUCAGACUCUGUAACCCAGUACCAUAACUAAGCACAAGAUUGCAACUUUCUGAGUCGUGGUUUGGGGAAGGUCAUGAAUAGGACCUCACCGAGAACCUCUGAGACCUGCAGAAUCAAAGUUGAUCUUCUCUUCUGGAGCAAUCUGUGGAAGCAGAAAUCUGUUGUCCACAAUGUUCAUAUUUUGCAACGAAGCAUAUGGAGUAACUGAAUUCAAAGUUUUCACCGAUGCAUAACAGAAAGAAUACAUAAUAGAGAGAUGACGUUAAUAGAGAGAUGACGUUCAUAAAAAAAUGGGUAAAUACAAUUUAAUAUCCAAACCUUUCAUUUUAAACAAUAUAAUAGCCAAACCUUUUCGAAAACAAUGUAAUAUCCAAAUCGUCAACUUUCCGUCCGUUUGACCGUUGGUUGACACUUCAAAAAAGUUUUGUUUAGGGGAAAUUGUCACAAUACAACUUUGUUUUCUUAUUUUGGCAUUGCAGAUGACUGAAUAUUUAGAUAUUCUACACCAUCAUGGUGGAGUCAUGGACUUCUCGGGUUUGGAACCACGAUAUGUUGGUGGUUUUUCAGAGAAGACAUCGAUGGAUAUUGAUGAAGCGUCGUACUUCGAACUUUUUUGAAGUGUCAACUAACGGUCAAACGAACGGAAAGUUGACGAUUUGGAUAUUAGAUUGUUUUCGAAAAGGUUUGGCUAUUAUAUUAUUUAAAAUGAAAGGUUUAGAUAUUAAAUUGUAUUUACCCUAAAAAAAUUACAGAUAAAAGUUCAUACUCCAAAAGAUAAUUAGAAUAUUCAGUCAGUCAUAUUCAUAGACAAGAUAGAACUUUUGUUUCAUGGGGAUGCAUCAAUUCAUACCCUGCUUCUAAAGAACAUACAACCUUCCGCUAGCACUUACCACAAUUCAUCAACAUAAAUGGAAGUCACAAGAGGCACAUCAUAAGUGCAUCUGCAAGCUGCCAAUGCUGAAAUUUAGCUGCAACAUGGACCUUGCACACAUGAACUAGAGCCGGCUCAAUGCCCAAAUAAGCUUGCGAAUUCUGCAGAAACUUACUUUCGCUUAAAUUUUCCGGUUCUUUCUCGCUCACAGUUGUUAGUCCUUUCAACGAAGACCCCAAUUUCUCCAAAGACAUUAUCGAUUUAUGUACAACCUGUUAGAAAUCAGGAAAAAUUAGGUUAUCGAUCUGGCUGAGUCGCGGACUAGGUCGCUCUCUUUAAGACGUUUGCGGCACUGCCUCGUUAUUCGCACAACAGACUAUCAGUCGGUCGCCUACAGGAUAAAACAACCACUCUUUUGAUUUGCUCAACGGUUUUGUGCGGAAAACCGGACUUCUUUGAAUCUCACUCUCUCUCGUGUUUCUGCUCUCUGAUGUGUAUUUAGAGGGCCUGGGGCGUCUCCUAAUUAUAGGAGCAGAAACCCAGAAUAUUCCCUCUUUCUUUGGGAAUAAGUCACAUUUUAAUUAGAGAGAUAAUUACUCCUAUAAUUAAAAUAUAAUCUAUUAAGAUAAUUUUCCUGAUUAUCUCCAUAAUAUUCCUUUUGUUAAUUAUCCAUCUUAAUUUUGUAUUAUGGGAAAAUACUGGAUAAUUAAUUAGAAAUUUCAUUAUAGCUUUUCAAAGCUAUUCAUCCCAACAAUUCCCCACUUAAAUAGUUUCAAACUAUCUCUGAGCAUCAACAGUUCCAUAAGAUCGGGCAUAAGUUAAGGUCUCGCGAAGAUUUGAACCUUAGCGUAGUGGUUACACUUCCGAUUUCAUAAGGGUGACUCGUAGUCUUGAACCCUAUCACAGACAAUGUAGCACACCGGAUCUUUUCAUUGAGUGAUAUUCUCUCAUAGGCCCUGCGUUUAUGGCAAUGCACGUUAUCCCGGUUUAGUGAACGCUCUAGCAACUUUGUGCCUCCAAAGUUCCAUAGGAAGCGGCCCCACUCCCACAUUCACAUAGGUGAGUCUAUCAGAAGUACCCCCAAAGUAAAGUACUUCACUCCACAUAGAGUAUAGAUCUCAUUAAGAGUUUAACUCAACCUCCAAGGCUUUGGGAUUCAUGCUUCACUAUGCAUGAACUUUUCUCAAUAUUACUCAUGACUUGUUAUUACCCAUUGAACCUGUUUCUUGGGAUCUCCAGUCUAUCGGGUCGGGUUACCAUCACUUGUAAUCCAUGGUUCGGUAGGCAUAAGUCUCAUACCCUUUGUGGUACUUGGACUUUCUCUCUAGCUAGUGCUUUCGUCAAAGGACCAGCUAGAUUCUUUUAUAAUCUCAAAUUCAUCCUUUCGUCAAAAGAUAAAGUAGAUUCUCUUUUCAGUGAUCCACCCUUACUGCUCUAACAGUUAGGUACUCUCUCUUCCAGUACUGUUCUUAUGAUGAACUUGUCGCCUCUCACCAUUUGUUAUGGUUCUAUUUAGCAAUUCCUAUUGCAAUGGAUCUAUACCGGCGGAUACGGUCUUUCCCAUAAGGGAAUCUCUAGUAAUGACCCUCUCAAUCAACUGUCUUCUUUACUAGCCAUUGCUAGUUGUAUCAUUUCUGAUUCCAUAGUUGAUUGAGCCAGAAUCGUUCACUUCUUUUUCUUAGACUUCCAAGGCACAACUUCUCUAUCGAUGUUUAAAACAUAGCUUCUGGUAAUCUUGGAGUCCUCUGUAGGAUAUUCUAGUCUGCAUCACUAUAUCCUACCAAUACAGCAAAACCUUUGAUAAAAAAUACCAAAGUUUUCUGUUCUUUUAAGGUGUCUCACGACCCUUUUCAAUAGCAUUUCAAUGCUUCAUACUAGGACAUCAUGUAAACCUGCCAAAUAACCCACAAUGUCGGGUCUCGUGUUAAUCAGCUGCCUCUUGCAGACUGUCGAUGCUAGUAUAUUCUAACUUUCUUAGUUUAUUACACCGUUUCCAGUGUUAUCUAAUAUUUAAACUAGCAUCAUCAACCAUUUAUGCAGGCAUACAACUUGUAUUUCUUCUAGAUCUUAACUAUGUAGUUAAACUGAUCUAGAGGAAAUCUAUUUCAUUGUCAUAGUUACCUGGAUCUUUUAGCUUACACAAACUUCAUCCAGAUCAUUCAAAAUUCUCAAACAUGGUUUUACACAUCAUUGAUAUCAUGAGUCUUUGUACCCAAUAUCAACAAAUCAUUCAUAGUGCACGUGUCAUUCUCAAACUUGUAUUAAAUACACUUGUCACUU